Phymastichus coffea is the source of this 3102-nucleotide messenger RNA. Its product is annotated as spermine oxidase-like. NCBI's taxonomy places the organism in Eukaryota, Metazoa, Arthropoda, Insecta, Hymenoptera, Eulophidae. The record is from RefSeq and is a predicted model, not a curated record. Gene Ontology annotation, molecular function: polyamine oxidase activity. The transcript is spliced from 7 exons. Bases 214 to 1734 code for a protein of 506 amino acids.
GAGAUUCUAUUUGAAGGUUCAUUCGCGUAAAUUAUUGCUUGGCGGCAAGAGUUAGAAAUGUCACAAGAUUUGUUCAAAGGAAAAUUGAUACAGUUUUAUUGAACAAAUAUUUUGUUUCUGCUAUUCAUAUAAAAUAAGCAAAAAAGUUUUAAUUAAUACGAAUAUUUGAAGUCAAAAAAAGUUUUAUUAAUCAAUAUUUAAUGAGACAACAAUAUGAGAAAUUGCAAUUUCAUCAAUACUUUUAUUUUUGUGUAUUGGUUGAUUUUUAAUAAUUAUUGUGCAGCUAAGGAUAAAAAAAGUACAAAUAAAAACAUAAUAAUUAUUGGUGCUGGAGCAGCAGGAAUUUCAGCAGUGACUAAAUUAUUUGAACAUGGUUUUACAAAUCUCACAGUAUUAGAAGCCGAGAAUAGAAUUGGAGGUCGCUUAUACACUACAAAAUUUGGUAAUUAUUCCGUGGACCUCGGUGGUCAGUGGAUACAUGGGCAAAAGAAUAAUACAGCGUUCGAAUUAGCUUAUCCUUUGGGUUUACUCGACACAAGGAAUGUUACAGAAUUCAACGAAAUGCUACUGGAUUUAUCUGGAAGUGUUUUCAGUGAUACUGUUAGCGAAAAUAUUAUGAUAUUUAUUAGUAAUUAUUUACUACAAGAAAUACCUAAUAAACAUUCUACAUCCGCUAAAAAUUAUGGUGAAUUUAUAAAAGAAACGUUCGAAAGAGAAUUUAAAAAUGUAUCUGAAAUUAUAAAACACAAAACAGCAUUGCUACAUUAUUUGGAAAUGUUGGUUUUGAGUGGAGAUUCGGGUGAUUCUUGGUAUGAUGUUGCUAUCAGAGAUCCUGAUGGAUACAUUGAUUGCGAUGGCGAUCAGAAAGUUAACUGGAAAAUGCAGGGCUAUGGUUUCAUUAUAGACGUAUUAUUGAAACGGUAUCCAGAUCCAAAAAAAGAAAUACCGAUUUUAAAAAAUAUAGUACUCAAUUCCGAAGUAACUUCUAUUGAUUAUUCUGGAAAUGGGCAGCCAAUUUCAAUAACUACUAAAAACGGUCAAGUUUAUAAGGCGGAUCACGUUAUAUUAACAGUUUCGUUAGGAGUUUUAAAAGAAAAGUAUAAGACAUUAUUUAAUCCUAAUUUACCGGAUAAUAAAGUUAGUGCCAUAGAGGGGCUUGGUUUUGGAAGUGCUGGAAAGGUGUAUUUAUUGUUUGAAAGCCCCUUUUGGCAACUUAAAGGCGAGAAGUCUAUGCACUACGGGUUUAUAUGGGAUGAAGAAGAGAUAAAGGCUAGAGAACAAGACUUGGAAAAAAAAUGGACUUUGGGAGUCUUAGGAGCUUCCACCGUUGAACAUAAACCAAAUCUAUUAGAGUUUUACAUUGCAAGUCGAUAUUCUAAAGUAAUGGAGGAAAUUAGCGACGAAAAAAUGUUCAGUCAGUCAGUUGAACUGUUAGAACGGUUUAUGGGAAGAACACAUAAAGUUACAAAACCCCUUGCCAUAAUGAGAACGCAGUGGUACACCAAUCCGCAUUUUAAGGGAACUUACAGUUAUCGGGAUAUUGAGUCAGAUAAACGAAAAGUUUAUCCGAAAACUUUAGAAGAACCUAUCUAUUCGGAUGAACUUAAAAUUUUAUUCGCGGGAGAAGCUACAUCUCUACAUAGAUAUUCAACAGCUGAUGGAGCUAUUGAAUCUGGUUGGACAGCCGCAAAUCGUUUGAUAAAAUUUUAUGAAAUAAUGCCGUCGAAGCAGUAAAAUUACCACUUUUGUAAGUUUUGGUAGACUCGAUAUCUGCAGAAUUCUGGAAUUUCCUUUUUUAUACUUAUAAUUAUUUGAGGAGAUAUAAUGUACUGUUAUCGACAGAUUUAUUGCACCAUGAAUUAUUAUUGAGUAUAUUUUUUAGAAAAAAAUAUGUAAAACUACGAACGUAUUUUUAUAGAACCCAUGACCUCAGAAGCCUGGGCUCUUACCCACUAAGCCACCGUGACCUUUGUUAAAUUUAUUAAACCGUAUGGGUUUGAUAAAUUUAAUUAUACGAAAGUUUCAAGGCUAAUAAUUAGAGAUUGAUAUUAUUUAUUAAAAAAUAUCUUGAUUGUUUCUACGAAAUUAAUUGAAAUGAUUGCAAUGAGAGGUAUAUGACAAUGACAGCAAAACGUUUUAAAUAAAAUAAUAAACAGUAUAAUCGGUUUCAAUAAUGAUUUUUCGAGUUAAUAUUGAAAUUAUAUUUCUAUUUCGACAUGUCUUAUUAAAAAGAUCAAAUAAUGUAUAUGCAGGAAACUCUGAAUAAUAUGAGUGCUGAACCAAACGAUAUGAAAAGCGCUUAGACGCUUAAAACUUGAUCGGACAACAUGCCAAAAUGGCCGCUUCGCAUUUAUAAUAAAAAUUGGCAUAUUACAAUUUUUACUUGCUUGUAGCUACCAAAUUGAUUUAAAAAUCUCUAAAUAUUAAUUAAAGACUCUAAGUAUUAGCGGCUACCUACUGACAUGUAACUUUUACUUUUAGAGAAAAUGGUAGUGAGCCAAGGGCAGGGGAAAAUAAAUUAUGCUUUUAGUUUUAGUACAAAGAAAGUUAUUGUAAGGAACGAUGAAACAAAAUAUAUAUGAAUAUGAAUUAAAAGUACAGGUUUAUAAAUGGAAAAUUUUGAUUAUAAUUAUUUGAAUAUAGCUACAAUAAUUCAUAGACACAUAACAGUUUGAAAAUCAAUAAAUACAUUCAAAAUAAGUCUACCAACCACUACACGAGUAAUAAUGUAGCCUUUAUUUUAAAAUGGAUAUAAGUUAGUACGCUAUUUUUAAAAUUAUCUUAAUCUAGUGUAAUAUGAUAAUAAUUUACAAAAAUGUAAAUGUAAUUGUUAUUGUUGUACAUUAUGAAAUUUCUAUAAUACUUUAGAGAUAACUAAGAAUAGUCACGAAAAAAUGUAAAACGAUCCUCUUGCUUAAUGUAAUUUUGAAGGUAAGUCACUUAAGGUGUCGAUGUGACAAGAUUGGCCAAUGAUUGACUGGAAAGAAGGAGUAAGUAUAAAUACUAUAACAUAAAUUAUUGUCUUGUACGUAUAUUAAAGUUGCUACGGUCAUUAAAAAAAGCACGAUGCUAAAGUAAGCUCAUAAUUUGUUGCUGUUUAUU